AUGUCGACGCCGUCGCCGACAGCCGCGCCGGCCCCGACAUCGCCACCAUCACCCCCCGCCAACGCCACCGCGCCACCACCAGCCACACCCGCCACACCGUCCGCCCCUCCUCCCGCGAUCCCCGCCCCGUCCCCGCCGGCGCCCGCCUCCGCCCCGCCGCCCGCAGUCCCCUCCGCCUCCCCGCCCGCGCCGUCCUCCACGACCCCGGCCACCCCGUCCGCGCCCUCCCCCUCGCCGCCCAGCGGAAGCGCGCCCGCCACACCCACCCCUCCCUCCGACACGCCCUCCCCACCAUCGAGGUCCCCGCCAUCCUCCUCCUCCGGUGGCGGCGGGACAAAGUCGCCGCCCGCGCCGACCCACUCCACCUCGCCCCCGAAGUCGCCAUCCCCGUCCAGCAACAGCGGCGGCUCGGGCGUCUCCACGUCGCUCGUCGUCGGCGUCGCCGUCGGCGGCUUCGUGCUCCUCCUCCUCGCCACCUUCAUCUGCCUCUGCUGCCUCCGCAAGAAGCGACGCCGCCAGCCACCGCCGCCGCACUACGGAUACCCGCCGCCUCCGCCGCAGCAGUACAAAGAGGAUCAUUAUGGAGGACAAUACCAGAGCUGGCAGCAAAACGCCCCCCCUCCUCCGCCUGAUCACGUGAUCAAGAUGCAGCCAUCGCCUCCUCCAGCAUACGCCAAUCGUCCUCCGCAGGCACCGAUGCCGCCUCCACCCCCUAUGAUGAACAGCAGCGGUGGUUCGGGUUCAAACUACUCGGGCGGUGAGAUCCUGCCUCCGCCGUCCCCUGGCACUGGCCUCAACUUCUCCAGCUCGAAGAGCACGUUUACUUAUGAGGAGCUGGUGAGGGCCACGGAUGGGUUCUCCGAUGCUAAUCUCCUCGGGCAAGGUGGUUUUGGGUAUGUUCACAAAGGGGUGCUGCCGAGCGGCAAGGAGAUUGCUGUGAAGCAAUUGAAACUUGGUAGUGGCCAGGGAGAGCGUGAGUUCCAGGCGGAGGUCGAGAUUAUCAGCAGAGUUCAUCACAAGCAUCUUGUGUCUCUGGUUGGUUACUGCAUCUCGGGGGGAAAGAGAUUGCUUGUCUACGAGUUUGUCACCAAUAACACGUUGGAAUUCCACUUACAUGGAAAAGGCCGUCCAGUGUUGGAGUGGCCCAUAAGACUAAGGAUUGCUCUUGGUGCUGCCAAGGGUUUAGCAUAUAUUCAUGAAGACUGCCAUCCCAAGAUCAUACAUCGUGAUAUAAAGUCAUCAAACAUUCUUCUUGACUUCAAAUUUGAAGCUAAGGUUGCGGAUUUUGGUCUAGCGAAAUUCACUUCUGAGAACAACACUCAUGUUUCGACAAGAGUAAUGGGCACUUUUGGGUAUCUAGCACCAGAAUAUGCGUCUUCUGGCAAGCUCACUGAGAAGUCAGACGUCUUCUCUUUUGGAGUGAUGCUUCUUGAGCUGAUAACUGGGCGUCGGCCUGUUGAUUCAAACCAGACGUAUAUGGAUGACAGCUUGGUUGACUGGGCAAGACCCCUGCUGAUGCGAGCACUUGAGGAUGGUAACUACGAAGAGUUAGUGGAUGCUCGGCUGGGGAAGGAUUUCAAUCCUAAUGAGAUUGCUAGAAUGAUAGCAUGUGCGGCUGCAUGUGUACGCCAUUCUGCACGCCGUCGCCCACGAAUGAGUCAGGUUGUUCGGGCCUUGGAAGGUGACGUGUCUUUGGAAGAUCUUAAUGAAGGUGUUCGUCCCGGCCAUAGCCGCUUCUUCGGAUCCUACAGCAGUUCUGAUUAUGAUUCUGGUCAGUACAACGAAGACAUGAAGAAGUUCAAGAAAAUGGCCUUUACAACCAAUGACUACACGAGCAGCCAAUACAGUGCGCCGACCAGCGAGUACGGUCAGGUAGCAUCUGCAUCAAGCAGCGAGGGCCAACAAACCCAGGAAAUCGAGACGGGGACGAUGAAGAGAACUGGCCACAGUGGCUACAGUUCAGGAUACAGUGGACCGUCGUGAGGGAACUCAUCUUCCUUCUUUCUACUUUUUGACAUUUCGUUGAUGCAAUUUGUAAAGUCCGGCUGAAUUUAUAUGAUCAAAGUUGCUGACUUGUGUGCGAGGAACUCAUGUUUGACCGAGUAUAGCUUCUAGUAGUUGCAUUCCUUGAUUCUUUGGUAUGUUGUUGAAGCCCACCACCGUUUGCUAUGUAAUUCAAAGAGAUAAUUGACUGUCAUACUGUUCAUACUGACCCAUGGUUGAGUUGAUGUCAUGUGCCUCGAUGUUUUUCACCGAGCAAUUUGAACUGUCCAC
Molecule: messenger RNA, 2274 nt
Organism: Lolium rigidum
Lineage: Eukaryota; Viridiplantae; Streptophyta; Magnoliopsida; Poales; Poaceae
Product: proline-rich receptor-like protein kinase PERK1
Exons: 8
Coding region: 1-1983 (660 amino acids)
Biological process (GO): protein phosphorylation
Molecular function (GO): protein kinase activity; ATP binding
Source: RefSeq, a predicted model, not a curated record